Messenger RNA from Fusarium venenatum, 609 nucleotides. RefSeq lists its product as uncharacterized. NCBI's taxonomy places the organism in Eukaryota, Fungi, Ascomycota, Sordariomycetes, Hypocreales, Nectriaceae. The record is from RefSeq and is a predicted model, not a curated record.
AUGGUUCGCAUUACCUCUGGUAUUACGGUCGUCCUCUCCCUGCACACCAUCGCAGUAGCAGCUCAAGGAAACUCAGCUUGUGCCAAAUGGUGUGCUGCCGGAUUUACGGACCCUGGAGCUGAUUGCACGUCGCUGGCUGCCAAAGGAGGUGGCCCUUGUUACCAAUGCGGCCCAAGCAGGCCUAACCCUGCGGAUGGCAUGGCUCUGUGUGCGCAGAAAUGCGUGGAUACGCAGACUGAUGUCCAGAAUUGUGGUGCUUGCGGUAAGGUUUGUGCAGGCCUCUGCAUCAAGGGGGUGUGCGCCAAAAAUCAGUGCGAAACGCCUUCAAUGAGCUGUCUCGGCCCAUACAAGUUUUGCUCAAACGGACUCAUUUGUGCUCAACGUGUGAAUGGGCAGCGAAUCUGCGUGUCGGGCGGGGAUUACGUGGCUUGUGUAAAAGACUCGGACUGCAAUCCUGGUCUGGUCUGUUUGUCGGAGCCGAACCAGGACUGCAGGACUACUUCCUUGAAGCCAGGAACAUGUGGAUACUACAGCGGCAAUCCUCCAAUUUCAGCCAAGAAGCGCAGAGAUGCUGAAGCACCAGCAUACUGGGGCUUACGCUCGUUCUGA